AAGACGUACAGGAUGAGCCAUCGGCCAAUCAGAGAGAGGUGCCGUGAGGUUUGUGUCGCCCACGGUGUUCACUUGAAUUCCAUUGCCGUCCAUUAAAACAUCCGAGUUGGAAAAUCCAACAUUAAAGUAGCCCCGGGAUUAAACAUCACGCUGCGGCGUGGGCGCUCGGAUGCGAGAGCUUUUUCAGGAAUAAGGAUUAAAUGUCGCGUAAAGCUGCCGUAUGUGUAAGACACGCGUGUUCAGUGGUGCCGUGACCGUCUGUGUGUCCUGCAGACACCCAACAAACAGUGGAUAAAAAUCCGCCUGUGUCCUGUGUUCGUCGCUGCUGUGUCCUGUGGCUGAAUAUCCGCCGGGGUGCGGAUGUGAUUACACGACCAUGGGUCCGGCCGGCUGCUCCCACGUGAACGGCUUUAAAGUGGACAACUGGAAGCAGAACCUGCGUGUUAUUUACCAGUGCUUUGUGUGGAGCGGCUCGGCUGAAACCAGGAAACGCAAGGCCAAGUCAUGUAUAUGUCACAUGUGCGGCGCUCAUCAGAACCGACUACACUCAUGUCUCCACUGCGUCUUCUUCGGCUGCUUCACAAAGAAACACAUCCACGAGCAUGCCAAAACCAAGAGACACAAUUUAGCUAUAGACCUUUUGUAUGGAGGAAUAUACUGUUUUGUGUGCCAAGACUACAUAUAUGAUAAAGAUAUGGAACAGAUUGCCAAAGAAGAACAAAAGAAAGCAUGGAAACUGCAAGGAAUCGGAGAGAAAUAUUCGACGUGGGAACCUACAAAGCGAGAGCUGGAGCUACUGCGACACAACCCUAAACGAAGGAAGAUCACCGCAAACUGCACCAUAGGUCUGAGGGGUUUGAUAAACCUGGGCAACACAUGCUUUAUGAACUGCAUUGUCCAGGCUUUGACUCACACCCCGCUGCUGAGGGACUUCUUCCUGUCUGACAGACACAAGUGUGAGAUGCAGGCCAACUCCUGUCUUGUGUGUGAGAUGUCCCAGCUUUUUCAGGAGUUCUACUCGGGACAUCGCUCUCCUCACAUUCCCUUUCGGCUGCUGCACCUGGUGUGGACACACGCACGUCACCUGGCUGGGUACGAGCAACAGGAUGCACACGAGUUCCUCAUCGCAGCGUUGGAUGUGCUGCACCGUCACUGCAAAGGGGAUGACAACGGGAAGAAGGCCAACAACCCCAAUCACUGCAACUGCAUCAUUGACCAAAUCUUCACCGGAGGCUUGCAGUCAGACGUCACGUGUCAAGUCUGCCAUGGUGUAUCAACAACAAUAGACCCUUUCUGGGACAUCAGCUUGGACCUUCCUGGUUCGUCUACGCCGUUCUGGCCACUCAGUCCUGGCUCUGAUGGGAGCGUGGUGAACGGAGAGAGCCAUCUAAGUGGAGCUACCACACUGACGGACUGCUUACGCAGAUUCACACGACCCGAGCACUUAGGAAGCAGUGCCAAAAUCAAAUGCAGCGGUUGCCAUAGUUACCAGGAAUCCACCAAGCAGCUGACAAUGAAGAGGCUCCCCAUUGUGGCAUGCUUUCACCUCAAAAGGUUUGAGCAUUCGGCAAAACUUCGAAGGAAAAUCACCACGUACGUCUCGUUUCCAUUAGAGCUUGAUAUGACUCCCUUCAUGGCCUCCAGUAAAGAAAGCCGGAUGAACGGACAGUACCAGCAGCCAGUAGAUUCAUUAAACAACGAUAAUAAGUAUUCUCUCUUUGCUGUAGUGAAUCACCAGGGCACACUGGAGAGCGGCCAUUACACCACGUUCAUCCGCCAGCAUAAGGACCAAUGGUUUAAAUGUGACGACGCCAUCAUCACUAAAGCCAGCAUUAAGGACGUGCUGGACAGUGAAGGGUAUCUGCUGUUUUAUCAUAAACAGUUCCUUGAGUAUGAGUAACCUCCAAAAUCAGAUGUUUCAGAUGGACACCUAAAGAGAAGGACCAGAAGAGUGAAUGGGAUGGAGAAAGAAAAGCAAAGCAGGCAGUCAGGCUCACACAAGUACAGCUGGGGGCGGCAGAAACAGCAAAAACACGCACAACUACUAUCAUUAUUCCUAGCGUAAAUCAAAUAAUAAAAUAACCAAAUGCAUAGCUAACUAGCUGAGAAGUGAGUGGAGUGACAGAAGAUGAAGCUAAGGUCUGUUUCAUGUGAGAAGACAGGAUGGUAGGGCAGUUUAUCUAGCUCAGCCUCAGUUUUAUGCCUCUUCUCCCCCCCACCCCCCACCCACACACACACACAUUUGAUUGAUUUUUCUUUAGUCCAUGAUCCGGUUUCCUCGUGACCUCAGAAUGACCAAGCAUUUCAAACACCACACCCCACAAGGAAAGAUCUUUCUCUUUAUUUCAUGCAUUAUUAGCCCAAAUGCAAACAGAACAAAACUAUAUGGUACCAAGCAUUCUGUGGAAAUUGUUGAUGGAAUUCACAGAAUGUAAAAACUGUUUGAAAACACUGUCCACCUGUAAAGUCCUGCACAUGUUUCUCCCCCAUCUGGCUGGGUGAAGUGAUGGAGCGUGAAUAAGGUCGGCACGUCGCACACAUCAGUUCUCUUGAUUCUUUCUCUCACACUGCAUUUGUUUUAUUUUUUAUUUAUUUUUUUUUUUUGUCUUUUAUGAUCGAGGGCAGGGAAAUAUCAAGUGUGUAUAUAUGUACAUCUAUUUUUAUAAGACAUUGAACUCUUGUUUGAGAUACUUUCCCCACCUGCAUCCUUGUCACUCACAUUUUUGCUGUUUUUUUUUUUUUUUUUUUUUUUUUAAAGAAAUGCAGCUACGUCUCAUGUGUCUUUAACUGAAAAUUUAGUUAUUGUGAAUUGUUGGAAGUUCGGAGGGCAAAGGCUUCUCGUCAAGGUUUGGUGAUGCGUUAUGGACACGGAACGUUCUCAUAUGGUGUGUCCUGACGUGAUUCAGCAGGGGUGUGUGCGUGCGCGUGUGUGUGUGUGUGUGUGUGUGUGUGGUUGAAUCAGUACUUAAACUUGGCAUGCUGUCUAAACUGGAUUGUAAAAGACUUUGGGGAAGAGUAAGGUUUUUAUAAAUGUUAAUCAUGUAUGUAUGUAUAGUAUGUAUCAUAUGUAUGUAUAUAAAACAGAUCAAUGAACAA
Molecule: messenger RNA, 3096 nt
Organism: Tachysurus vachellii
Lineage: Eukaryota; Metazoa; Chordata; Actinopteri; Siluriformes; Bagridae
Gene: usp22
Product: ubiquitin specific peptidase 22
Exons: 13
Coding region: 377-1900 (507 amino acids)
Biological process (GO): protein deubiquitination
Molecular function (GO): zinc ion binding; cysteine-type deubiquitinase activity
Source: RefSeq, a predicted model, not a curated record